This is a messenger RNA of Lytechinus pictus (painted urchin), 4083 nucleotides long. RefSeq lists its product as uncharacterized. The transcript has 10 exons. The record is from RefSeq and is a predicted model, not a curated record. Lineage: Eukaryota; Metazoa; Echinodermata; Echinoidea; Temnopleuroida; Toxopneustidae. Bases 2 to 1441 code for a protein of 479 amino acids.
AAUGACUAUGACACCCAAUGUGGAGAGCUUUGCAGCAUACAUGUCGAUGACUGGCUUGAGUGAAGGCACCACCAAAGACUACAUAGGAAUGUUUGGCAACAUCACAAGAAUGGCAGGGGGAGAUCUCCGAGGGAUUUUCACAGACGGGAGCAAACUAGUGACGGUUCUUGAUGAAAUUAAAAGAACGAAAGCGCCGAAAACAGCGAACAAGUAUUAUGGAAUCAUCAACAAAUUCAUUAAUUUCCUCCUCACUGAGCCGGCAUAUGAUGGCAAGCAAUUUGGAUCUGAGUCAGAUCUAACGAAGACAAACAGAAGAGUGAAUACAUGUCUGGCCGGCUUGAAAAGAAGCAUCAAACACCAUGAAGCUCUACUAAAGAGCAAAAUAUCAGACUGUCUAUUGGACAAAGCUUCGGUAAACAAAUUCCGCAAGAUGCUUUGCGAUGAAACGGAUAAGGCUUAUGAUAAGUACGAAGACCAAGAAAAGGUGGACUGGAGUAUCACCCGUCCAAUUAGGGAUGCGCUCAUGAUAGAAAUCGAAUGCCAAAACGCAGGCCGUUCUGGCCUAUGUUCUUCGCUACUCCUGUCGGAAGUAAACAACAGAAAGAUCAUUGAUGGGAAGACUGAAAUAAAGGUUUGCCGACACAAAACCAUGUCUACGCAUGGCCCAGCAACGAUCAUACUAGAUGAAUAUGGGUCAAAUCUUCUCGAAAUGUACUUGGUAUUGCGCAGCAAGACCAUUGGGUCAAGAAUAAUCUUGGAAGGCCUCGAGGAUGAGCCGUUCUUCAUCGAAAAAACAGGAAACAAGAUGAGCAACCCUGGCCAGACCAUGGCCAGGUUGUGGGAAUCCUAUGGUCUGCCAGGACGUUUCCUACCGACAAAUAUUCGAAAAACAACAAGCACACACGUGCAAAGGACGCUACCGCCUCUUGAGGCAAAUGAGGUUGCUAAUUACAUGUCCCAUCUCCCAAGCACCGCCAGAAAAUUCUACUUGUCAGCCCAGGAGACGGAUGCCAACCAAAGGGCUGGCAAAAUCAUAAGAGAAUCGUGGAGAAUCAAUGAAGACGAAGCAUCGGGAAGUGGCGUACAUGUCUCCGAACAAGGCAGAAGAGUCACCGCAAAGCUUGAAAGGGGUAUUAAAAGAAAAAUACCGCUAGAAGAUGAAGACGAAGAUGGAGAUGAAGAUGAAAAUGAGGAUGAAGAAUGGGUGCCCUGCACCGAAGAGAAAAGCAAACCAAAAAAACAGAGGAAGGUUCUGACAGAUGAAGAUUCCGCCAAGAUGAGGCAGAUGUGCAAGGAAGAAUUCAUCAUUAACAGGAAGAAGGGUAGACCCUUGAAAUAUCAUGAGAUUAUAACAAAGGUGUACAACAAGAUGAAACCACCGGUUUCCAAAAAGAGAUUCGGAGACAAAGCCCGUCAUGGUGGCAUGAAAAAGUUUUAUUAGGUCUAAGGCACUCUAUGUAUUCAAUGUACAAUGUUUCAUGCAAUUAUUUUCUUUUAUCUUUAAGUAUUCAUGUAAUCAGUUGGGUUUGGAUAAUUUGUGCAGAAAAAUUCAGAUACAUGUUUGAGAUAGAAUUCAAACACAUAGGGGCAUUAUCACCACAGAUGGUCACAGAGGCAAACAAAUCAAGUUGAUAUUCAUGUCAAAUGCUUUAUGUUUUUUUAAUAAUACAAGACCUGAAGUUUCUAAGACAAUUUUUUUUUCCGACUCUGGCAGCCAUUUUUAUUUCAAAGUAUGGAUACAAAGUAGUGUUGAAAAUAUAAUUUGUUUUGACAGAUUUUUAAAGAACAGGUUUGAUCAUGAUGUUUUCGCAUGUGAUUUAGCUUACUAUUAUAACACUUUUUAAAAUCCCACAGAAAGAAACACCAGUAAUUCAUUCAUCUGAUAAAAAAAUUGAUGAAAUAUGUGAUAUGGUAUGUAAUGUCAGUUACUGAAAACAUGAACUUUUUUUCUAAUUUCUUUGAAAAGAGGAUAUAUUAUAUAAAACUUGGUAGAUUUCCUCUCUAGGUAACACCCCCCCCCUUCUACACCAAAAUUAGAGAUUACCAAUUAACAAUGAAGCCAUAGGGUACCAUUGAAUAUAUGUAAUGUCAGUUACCAAGUGGAAAAUGUAAUGUCAGUUACAGGUAUGUAUUGUUAGUUACCAUGAUAAAAUGUUGGUUUAAUAUCAAUAUUGAAGUGCAAAUCUGUGGUCAAUUUUAUGGUGAAGAAAUAUUGUAUACUUGUUAUUCAGGUCUUUCACUUUAAAAGUCACACAAGAAGGAGCUUGCUAUUGUAUUGCCUAAAUCUGCAAUACUUUUUAAGCUUAACAUUGUGAUGAAGGAGAUUUCCAGGGUCCCUUUUUUAGUUUCCAGGAUUCUUUUGAGCAUUGCCUCGCUAAAAGUAAAUUCCUGGUUUUUAUGCCUGUUAGUAGUGUGGAUGUGUGAUACAAUUUUUGUUUUUGGUUUACAAGUAUAGAUAAAAAGUGAAAUUUGACUGUUCUGAUCAAUGUUGCAUGGAUCUACUAAAACUGUUUUUUUUUUUUCUAAUUUACAAAUAGUUCAGUUUCAGUUUAGAAGCUGGAGUUUAUUUUUUGUUGACAGCUUAAAGAUCCAGACCGGACCCGAAAAUGAAAUUGAUAAAUUAUAUACCAAUCGAAAGCUUAUAAGCUACUAAAUACAACAAGGUAUGCUUUAUGCAUUUUCACCGCUUCCCAGCUGAGUAUUUUGCUUAAGAAUAUUCCAAUUAUCGGGCUUCGAACCCAGCUUAGAAAAUAGGCUUUAUUGUGCUAUUCACAUGCCUCGAGACCGUGACGUCACGUUGUGUAAGAAGCGUCGUGAUUCCAUAGGAUUGUACACAGAAAAACUGGGUGAUUUUUUUGCUUUCCAGAUAAUGCAUUUCAUUCUCUUCACUUCUAUCACAGAGGGAUAUCACAUAUAUUUUUACCCACAAGCUUGAAUUUAUAAAAUCUGCAGUUUUGAACUAGUUUUUGCCAUGUUUUAUUUCCUGGUUAUUUGGCGCAGAUUUCAAUUAUAUCUGCAUUUAGAUUAUGUAUAACAACUUUUCCUGACAUAGCAAUUUAGGCCCAAUAAGAGCCAAACAAAGAAAUCACAAUAAAGGUAGUAAAUAGUUGUAGGUUUACAAACUGUACAACAAUUUGAACAGUGAAUAAUUUUGAGUGCCAUUUUCAUCUGAAAACGAAAAAAAAUAAUUGAUUCAUAACAUGGAAAUGGAAGAAAAUACCCAAUGUUUUUGUACACAAACCUAUGGAAUCACAACCCUCCUGACACAACGUGACGUCAUCAUUUCCAGGCGACGUGGGGGUGCUCAAUCGAAGCGUACUUUGGAGGAGCAGUUUCUUUGAUUUUUAUUUAAUAUUUUUAACUAUUGGAAGGACAUACAUGUAAUAUUUUUGGUAUAUUUGUAUUGUAUGAAUCAUUACCUUUAUUUUGAUAUAUGAUUGUUUUUACACCGGUCAGGGUCUUUAAAAAAGAUUUUUUUCUGAAGUGUCUGUUACUAUACUGUACUUUUUAAGUUGACCUUGUUCAAAAGAAAACUAAUCAGUGCAUAUUUUUGAAACAUGCUGUUUAUCUUUAGUGAUAGAUGUAUAGUUGUUUGGAAUGGUUUUCCAGUGUGACCCAUAUUUCAUAAUAUUUGAGAAACAAAGUAAAACAAAAAAGAGCAAUCUUUAUGGUAUAUUGAUGAAAAAAAUAGCAUAAAUUAAUUAUGUAAUGAUUGUUACAUUAUUUUGUGUUUUAUUUGUGUGUGAAUAUACAUGUACCUGCUAUCUAAGAAAAACAAUCCAACAAAAGAGCUUUGGGCUUACACUGAAAUGUAAUUGAGGUUCCUUACUUGUACAAAAUAGCUCAGACUUUCCCUUUUACAAACUUUCAGGUGAAAUCAGUGUUUAUAUGUACUACAACUACUAUCAUUAUAUUUUAAAGUCAUGAUAAUGAUUGGGUUUUAUAUGAAUAUAGUAGGGUACUUGUUCAAGAUUUUGGAAGGCUGUACACCUUUACAAAAAAUGUAUUUUUUCCUAAUCUGCGACUUUCAAAUGACCAUGAAGUAUUACAUGUAAGGGUCAAAUUUAUUAAACUGGUAGAUUU